AUGGUGGUUUUAAUAAUAGGUGGAACCUUUGUGAUGGUCAUUCUGGUCAGUGUUUUGGCAACAUUACUAUGGAAAGUUCGUAAACAUCAGUACAAAAAAAAACUAGAAAGAACAUGGGAAGAACGUGUACGGCAGGCAGGCCUAGAAUUGGAAAAACAAGAACAAGAGGCGAAGAUGAAGAAACUCGAAGAUUCCAAAGAACUUGGAUCAAAAGAAAAAACCAUAGAAGAAUCGAAGGAACCAAUGGGUUCCCUAGAGAUGACCAAUUCAAAGGAAAGGGUUUCAAUCGAGCCAGCAAACGCCCCCAGUGCAGACCCAUUUGGAGACUUUAUUGCAAAAGUAGACACUGGUAAUGCACCACCACAGCCACCCCCAGGUUUUCAAUAA
Messenger RNA from Haemonchus placei, 387 nucleotides. The record is from the annotation of a GenBank genome assembly. NCBI's taxonomy places the organism in Eukaryota, Metazoa, Nematoda, Chromadorea, Rhabditida, Trichostrongylidae.